Messenger RNA from Chara braunii, 4076 nucleotides. The record is from the annotation of a GenBank genome assembly. Lineage: Eukaryota; Viridiplantae; Streptophyta; Charophyceae; Charales; Characeae.
CUGUGUGUUUGUGUGUGUGUGUGGAGAGAGAGAGAGAGAGAGAGGAGCAGCCAUCGCCUCCAUCGUGAUCGUGAAUCGGAUUCAAUUUGUUAUCUGUGAGAAUCUGAGUGAAGGUUCCAUCGUGGCCGUCCAUUAACGAUGAUGAUGACGACGACGAUGAGGAGGAUGAGGAUGAUGGAGCGGGCUGUCGGUGGUGCUAAGAGCGAGCGCAGGUCGUUGUUGUUGGUGAGCUUGGCUAUGGCGGUCGUUCUCUUCGGCACACUUGUCCUCAGCGCGGAGGAAGACGAUGGCGGCAGCACGGCCAAGCUCCUUGGUGACCCUGGCUAUGGCCGCCCAGGGCCAUACCCCAUCUCUCGAGUGCUCAAGCGCAACUUCAGUGUGCCCAAUGCGACGACGGGAUGCCGGCAGGGAUCGACUGACCUCUGCCCUCAAACGGUUAACCUCUUCUUCCCCACCGUCGCGAAGCUAAGUCGCAGUCCCGAUCGUUCCCAUUGUGGGGAUCUCAACCGAGUAGCAGGGGAAGGGGUGGGAGAGUCGGCGUUCCGUGGACUUUCGCUGCUCUGCGAUGAUGGGGAGAGAGAGGAGCGAGAGGAGAGAGAGGAUGGAGAAGGAGGAGAGGUACUUGGAGAAGCAGCUGCUGCUGCUGCUGCUGCUGCUGGUGCUGGUGCUGGUGCUUGUGCUGAUGCUGGUGCUGCUGCCGCCAUAGCUGCUGCUGCUGCUACCUCAGGCUUUCCUCUGGCCAUCUUCAGUCCUGGCUUCAUGCUGAGCGCCGACUUGUACUUUGGCUAUGGAGAAAUCCUCGCGUCUUGGGGAUACGUAGUCGUCGUCUGGGAGCCAAACACUGAAAGUGUCUUGAAUUAUCUGACACACAGGCUGCCUUUGCUGCUGCUCGUCGCUCUGCUGCUGCUCAUCGUUGUCGUCUUCCACAUUUGUUUCCUCGGUCGCGUUCCUGGAAGGAAACAGACGCGUCGAAUGCCGAAGAGAUCGACGAAGAUGGAUAAGCUUCAGACGAAGACGACGAUGUCGGUGGGAGGUGGGGGGUCCUCGCGUCAACGUUGCAACAGUGCGGAAGGCGGUAGGCGGCCGUACGACCCGACGCUGUACAGCCACCUGCCGUCCCACGAGAUUCCAUUGCCUCCGAGUGACGACGACGUCGACGACCCCAGAUCCUCAACGGUUCCUCUGGGCAGCGGUUCGACGCAGGAUUGGAUGGGGAGCCAGGUGUACAGACACGCAUCGACGCCGACGUACAUUGGUUUGCUGGAGGGCCGGACCCCCGCUGGUUACGACGCUGGACUCGUCGAUCUGAGCUUCGGUCUGAGGUCUGGGAGUGGCGAGGGUCUGCCGCACACUGUUGUCGUGAACCCGGCUUCUGCCUCCAAACACACAUCACCUUCCGUGAGGGCGGCAGGCCCUGCGGAUAGCCAUGGAUUCGUUUCGCCGAGGCGGGUGGCUUUGAGUACAGCAAGUGUGGCCGCGUCGAGGACGAAGACAGCUGGAUUGGCAGGCUGCCGAACGACGACGCUAGGCGGUGCAAUCGACGGAGAAGGGGACGACGACGAGCGCGACGCUACGAAGGUCGUCGGUCGUCAGUUUUGGGAUGAUGAACGACAACGAUUGCGUUCCACGAACACGGUCGGCAUAACGAGAGGGGUGGUGAGAAUCAGUGUGGGGGCCGAAAACGAAUUUGAGGACUGCGGUGGUGGAGGGGGCGAGGAGAUCACUGCAGACGACGGCCGUGAUGACAACAACGAAGACGACGACGGCGAGAUGGAGAUUUGUCCAGUAGGGAGGAAGCGUGGAGGGUCGACGACGAGAACCAAGGUUAGAGAAUCGUGCAAGGGGGGGAAAGGCAAGAAGUGCGGCGAAGAAUCGUGGGCAGGCAACGGAACAAAAAGCAGGGAUUUUUGGACAGUGGAGCAUAUGAUCGCUCUUAUCAUAGCCAAAAGAGACCAGGAUUCGCAUCUGGCCGGCCUAGGGCACAACUACGGACGAAUGAAGACGAAGACAUGGAAGUGGGAGGACGUGGAGAAGAGGCUGGUGCAGAUGGGGGUGACGAGUAGGAAGGCCGUCGACUGCGGAAAGAAAUGGGACAACCUGUACCAGCAGUUCAAAUCCGUGCACAAGUUCAUGGGAGAGUCCGGGAAGCCUAACUUCUUCACACUAACGCCGGGGGAGAGGAGGGAGCGGGGGUUCGACUUUAGGAUGGAUGAGCGCGUGUAUUCAGAGAUGAAGGCGAUGUCCGGGGGCGAUCACACUAUACACCCCACGAAUCUCGCGGACACGGGUGCGCCGGGAGGUGUUCAAUUGUCUGGCGCGGUUGGUGGGCGAAACAAAUCCGGCGGUAGUGACGUAGGGGGGGGGGGGUCAGGACGACGAUCAAGGAUCGACGAGGGAUUCGUCGUUCUCCGGCGGUGGCGGUGGCGGGGCCGGCAAUCGAAAGAAUGUCAGACAGAAGACCUUCGAGGCGAUGGCGGACGUCAUGAAGGAGCACGGGGCGCUGAUGUCGACGACGGUGGACAGCGUGAGCAAGAGGCAGUGCUCAAUUCUGACGAGGCAAUGCGACAUUCUGGAGAGAGAGAUUCAAGAAAGGCGAAAAGGAACAGCGGAUCAGGCGACGCUGGGGAGACCCAAAAAGGUAGAGGGCACGUGCCGAAGUCGAAAAGGCCGCGCUACGAUGACGACAACUUCGAACAUAGUGGGGAUUUGCACGUCGAGGAAGAGUCGAUGGUGGAUGCACAAGGGGCUAACGUCAUGAAGCGAAUGGGGUUUGGGCGGGACGGGGUGUCGAGGGAGCAGCUGGCCGCUCUGAAGCAAGGCUUCGUCGGUGGUGUCGCCGUCUCGUUGGCACGGAACCCGAAGGCGGCAGGGAUUGUCAUGACGGACGCGCGCGUGGAGAGACAAGUUCCGCCGAAGGUCGGGCAGGUGGCGGCACGUCCGCCAAUCCCCGCGCUACAGGCGGGGACUUCUGGGGUGGACAAAACAUCAUCCGCGCAAAAGGUCGACACGACGGCGGGCGGUGGUCGGAUGGCGGCGGCGGAUAACACCACCGGGAGCGGAGUCGCGGAGGCUGCGGAAGAGGGGAGGGUCGAUGACGUAUCUGCAUGUGCGCUGCUUGCUGGGGCGCACACGGGCGCUAUGAGGAAUCGGGCUUUGGUUGCCAUUGCACUUAUUGAUUGGGCUUUCAAUCAGUCACAAAAUGUGACGAGCUCUCCUAUUUACCAGAAAAUAGACCCAAGCAAAGGUGUAUUUGCGGCCGGACACUCCGCGGGUGGGAAGACCUCUGCGUUGGCUGCACAAUUCGACAAAGCCCAGCGAAUUCUCGGUGUUGUCGGUGUGGAUCCCGUUGAUUGCAGUCCACCUUUUCAGAGCUGCGCUCCUGCGGAAUGUAAUUAUCAGAAGUUUUACACCGCUGAUCGCGUACCUUCCUGGCAGGUGCUGAUCUUGAAGAGCGGCCACAUGUCAUUCUGCAACGGAACUGUAGGCCUUCCCGGCUUAGCGUGCAAGAAAGGGACAGUGUCAGUGAAAGUCGCGAUAGAACUCUCCUCGACGGUUCUUGUUGCGCUGGCGGAGGCGUCCAUCCGCAAUGCAGACAUCAAGCAGUUCAUGAAAGACUGGUGUACAUCACAAUCCUUGCAAGUAACAUGUCUUUCAAAAUAAGAGAUGGCAAGCCAAAGGGGUGGAGAUAUGAGGAUCUGUUUUCUGAACUUGGUCACACACACGGGGUUCAUUCAUUGCCUGCUGGACGUUGUGCCCUCUGGAAGAGCGUUGUUAACCUACAGUAGCUCGGUUGUCCAUCACACCCAGCAGACUCCGCUUGGCAUGCCGGCCUCAGUUCAUUUCCAAGUGAGGAGAUAAUGUACCUGCUCACAACUUCAGAACAAGUUCAGUGCUGUCUUCGGACACCAAAAGAGCGACAGAGCUUCUGACGAAACUCUGGGUCCAUCAUGGAGGAGGUGGAUGUCCAGGUACAUUUCUCCACCGCAGUCCAAGUACACUCCAGCACAAGCGGAGUCCGAGGAGGAAUGCUUCCCAGGAUGUCCCAGACAGGCACAGCAAGCGAGUGAGCGAGUGAG